GUUCUAUCGAAGCAGGCCUGGCGCGGCUCUCGGCAACAAGUGGCAAAUUGUUGAGUGCGGCGGUUAUUUCGAAUUUUGAGUUUUAUUUCGUACGUUUUGCUUGGAUUAAUUUCCCGUUUAUUUAUCGCGCUUUGGUUAAUUGUCAUUGUUGCGGGAUGCCCGACAGUGCUGCUUGCUGAAUUCAACUGUUUCUUUUUUGAAAAAUGUUUAAUUUCAAAAUCGCGUAUGAAAAUUUUAGUUUUUCGAGUGGUCAAUUUUUUAUUUGUCGGCGUCUGGUGAGACAUCGGGGGUCAAAUAGAUAGGAGAUCGGCUUUUGAAGAAAAAAAAUUCGUUUUCGUGCUCGAUAUAAAACAGUGUUGUUCGAUAAAAAUGAAGUGCGUGUCCACAUUGUCCUGCAUGGUGGUCACUUUUAUGCUGACCAUAAUAGUUUUGGUAUGGAUUCAGUUCGGUGACAGCUCAAAAUACGAAAAACAAAACCAAAAUGAAAAUAUUUCGGCAGUACAAUUCAAAGAACCAGACAAAGAUGAAACCACCACCAAAAGACCGAAAGAAUAUGUAGAAACAACUCAUCUAGAUGAGGGGGGCGACGUAGAACUUGUAAAACCCCUAAAAGUCAGCCCACCACCCCUGAAUGAUCAUGACAUAAUUUUUGAACAAAUGCACAACCAAAAAACAGAAGAUGUACCAACUUCGAAACACCACAGCGGCCAUUUUAGGCACAAAAUGGCUGAAGUUUGGGACCCUUAUCCGAGAUACGAAAUUUACGCUUUUGGGGAAAAAUUACUUCUCGAAUUGUCACACGAUUCCAAAUUCUACCAUCCAGACUUACAGAUUAUAACCCAUCAUCAUGACAACUACACCGAACGCUCGAGACAUGACCCCAAAAUGGCGGCAUGUUUUUACUCGGGAACUGUCAACAAAGACCCAGAUUCCGACGUUGCCGUAUCUCUGUGCCACGGAAUGACUGGGUAUAUUAAAACCUCAAAACAAGCUUUUCACAUUGAACCGGCAGAAAAAUUCCACAACAACACCAUUGGAAGCAUUUUGCACAGAAUUCAUAGAAUUCAUCUCACCCCACAGGCUUCAAAUGAAAUUUUCGAUCACAACGUGUCUGAAGAAAAUGUCGAACACGGUACCGUGAUCACGGACCACUUUCCGGAAGAGACGCGUAGCCAUCACGUCAUCAACAAACGCGACGUGACCUUCGACGAUCUUGACACCGAUAGCUCGAUCGAUAGCCUCCACCGAGGCGAGCACGAACUCGUCCCGAUGAAACCCGAACCGGUGCGAUCGGCUAGACACGCCGUAUGGAACGCCGAGGUCCAAAAGCGCUCUCACGAGCACUUCGUUGAGGUUAUGUUGGUGGUGGACAAAAGCAUGAUGGAUUACCACAGGACCGAGGAGGAGCUCCACCACUACAUCAUGACGUUGAUGAAUCAUGUUACUCAUCUAUUUAAAGACGUAUCUGUAGGCAACUCGAUCAGCGUUAAUUUAGUCUAUAUCCAUAUUUUGAAGCAUAAGGUUUUUAAUUAUGAUCAUUCUUCAGACCUUUUGCGACAAUUUUGUCGCUGGCAAAUAAAGAACACCAUCAAAAACCACGACGUUGCCUUUUUGUUGACCAGGAGUACAAUAUGCACAGGGGCGGAAGACUGCAGAUUCCUCGGCGUAGCCGAAGUAGGCUCGAUGUGUAGCGAAAAAAGUUGCGCUAUUGUUUUAGACAAAGGUCUGUCGACUUCGUAUACCAUCGCUCACGAAUUGGGACACGUUUUAAGCAUGCCCCAUGACAAUGACAUAAGAUGUAAUGAGUUCAACAAAGGUCAAGGUCACUUGAACAUAAUGAACAAUGUAAUGAAAAACGACACAAAGCCCUGGAUGUGGUCCAAAUGCUCGCGACAUUUUUUGUCGGAAUUUUUGGAAACUCAGAAGGCAACUUGCCUCACAAAUCCCCCCGAAAAGGAGUUUAAAAACACGGGAGUUUUCAUGUUACCGGGGGAAGAGUUCGAUGUUAACCGACAGUGUGAGUUGGAGUUUGGAGAGGGGAUGAGCGUGUGUCCCUACAUGAUAACUUGUAUAAGCCUUUGGUGCCAGGAUACUAUAUUAGGGGAUAGGGAGGGAUGUAAAACAUCUUCUAUGCCUAUGGCAGAGGGCACCAAAUGUGGGGAAAACAAAUGGUGUUUUCAAGGGGAGUGUACUAGUAAAAAUAGAGAACUGUUGAUACCUGUUCAUGGAGGGUGGGGACCCUGGCAAAGAUGGGGCCCCUGCAGUAGAUCCUGCGGUGGCGGCGUGUCGCGUUCAGUACGGUCCUGCAAUAAUCCCGCACCUGAAAACGGAGGAGAUUUUUGCACGGGCAAAAAAGUCAAACAUAUGUCCUGCAAUACUCAGGACUGCGAUCCAAAGGAACCAGAUUUUAGAGCCCUACAGUGCGCAAGAUUCAACGGUAUCACGAAAAAUUUGCCCAACUUGACCAAUGAAGUGGAAUGGAUCCCAAAGUAUGUUUUAGACAUACGAGAAGACCUGUGCAAACUCUACUGCAGACCAAAAAGCUCAAAUGCUUUCUACGUUUUAAAAGAUAAAGUCGAGGAUGGAACAAAAUGUGGGCUCGCCAGUUUCGACAUUUGCGUCAAUGGUAUUUGCAAGUCUGCUGGUUGCGACAACCAGUUGGAUUCCAGCCUUACUUUGGAUGACUGCGGGGUUUGCGGUGGUGACAACAGUAAAUGCGAGAAAAUUACCGGGGUGUAUAAUAGAUCUCUCACGGGGUACAAUAAGGUUGUGAGAAUACCGAAAGGUAGCUCCAAUAUUGAAAUUUUGCAGCAUUCCGAUACCGACCAUUCCGACAGCAACUACUUAGUUCUUGUGGAUGGAGAAACUGGUGACUAUGUCCUGAACGGAAAGCACUUGGUGAUGAAGGACCAACAAGACCUCUUCUUCGGCGGGAUCAUAAUAAACUAUACGGGGUCCGACGUGGCGAUAGAAAAAAUUACGUCGCCCCGCCAACGAAAGUUGGAAAAAGACCUGUUGAUCGAAGUUUUGGCGGUUGGACACGUAACGCCAGCAAAUAUAUCGUACAGUUACUACAUUAACUCUGACAGUGCUCCUAGAUACGCGUGGAGGUUGUAUCAAAAGCAAUGGACGAAAUGCGACUCCAUAUGCAGCGGUACGCAAGAAAUUAGACCCAUAUGCGUGGAAACGUCCAGCGGUAGCCCAGUGGACGAUGGGCAUUGCGACAACCUGGACCGGCAACAUUUUGCGCAACAAAGACCGUGCAACACGCAUUGUCAGUUUACGUGGAACAAUGUCACGACAGGACCUUGUUCCAACCAUUGUGGACCAGGUUAUCGCGAAAUUACUUACAACUGUCUGAAGGUCGAGAUGCGUAAAAAAGCGUAUAGCGGAUACGGUCAGCACGCGUCAGCUGGCAGAAGUGAAAUUGUAGAUGAGAGAUACUGCAGCCAAGUUUUGGCCAAGCCUCCCCUGAUGGAAACCUGCAAGGGUUCCUGUCCUCAGACGAGGUGGGAGUACAGUGAUUGGUCGGAGUGCUCUCAAACUUGCGGUGGAGGAGUUCGGCACAGAUCGGCCCGGUGUUGGGAUCAAGAGGGCAAAGAAAUCGACGAAUCCAACUGCUACUCGGAUCAAAAAAUCACCACGCAGCAGUGCAACCCACAAAAGUGCCCGUACUGGCAGGAAAGCGGCGAAUGGAGCCCAUGUUCUACGACUUGCGGUAGAGGUUUCAAAACCAAACGCUACUACUGCCUUGUGGAUCGCAGGGUUUUCCCUCAUUCUUACUGCGAUCAGUCGACUUUGCCCAACGAAAGGGAGGAGUGCAACGAGAGACCUUGCAAUGUCAGUUGGACUACCACAGCUUGGGGCGAGUGUUCUGCCACCUGUGGAGAAGGUAUUACGAGGAGGGGGGUUUAUUGUCAACAGGAUAACGAAGUACAUGGAGAUGAACAUUGCCGCCAAAUUUUGAAACCCAACGAUACAUCUGCUUGUUUCUUAACUGAAUGUUACCCUUAUGAUGAUUAUAACUAUGGGGACUAUGGUGAUAACGAGAUAGCUAGUUACACUUGGAAAACAUCAGCAUGGACAAAGUGUUCAAAAUCUUGUAACGGAGGUAACCAGACUCGUCACGUGUUCUGCGAAGAUUCUUUCGGCGAAAAGGUGCAAGAAGAAUAUUGCAACAACGAGGAAAAACCGCAAUCGCUGGCUCCGUGCAACACGCACCCAUGUCCGAAGUGGAUAUUCGGCGGUUGGAGCAACUGCAACUCAAACUGCGAGCAGAUGCGACAAGUCAGCUGCCAAAAUUACACGGGUAUUUUCGUGCACGACGAGCAUUGCGACAGAGUGAAGAAGCCCGACACGGUUCAAAAGUGCAAACCGCACCAGUGUUCCUACUUGAACGAGGUGCAGAACAGAGGGGAACAGUCGAGGUUCAAGUGGAAGGUUGGAAAAUGGAAACAGUGCGACAACAAAUGCGGCCGCGGGUACCGCCGUCGAACCGUAGAGUGCAGAGACACGCUCAACAACUACACUCUGGUGGAUAGUUUUUGCAACUUGAAGCGGAAACCGAAGCACCAGCAGCCCUGCGAACAGUACCACUGCAAGAUGGCCUGGAUACAAGGCUACUGGUCAGAAUGUUCUCAAAGCUGCGGGAAUGGCGUUAAGACUAGGAACGUAUCUUGUCAUAGAAUAUUGCCUGACAGUGUCAUACACCCAGAACCACUUGAUGAAAAUUCCAUUAGGGACCCUAGGGAUUUUUGUUCUUCAGCCAAAAGACCUUCGAAUUUGACGACAUGUUUGUUGAGAAAUUGCCACGACGAGUAUUAUUGGAUACCUGGUCCUUGGUCGGAAUGUCAAGGACGAUGUGGAACUAACGAGAAACAAAUAAGGAAAUUGUAUUGUGUUAAAAGGGCUAACAAUAAAAAAGUGGCUAGGAAGUAUUGCUCGAUAAAAUUGAAGCCCAUUCGUAAAAGGAAAUGCCCUAGAAAACCAUGUGUUUACAGGAGUUGUAAAGAGAUAAAACAACACAAGAAUACGAAGGAGAAUAGGGAUUAUACGAUAAAUAUUGGCGGUAGAUUGGCCAGUGUUUAUUGUUUUAAAAUGGACACACAUUACCCUGAGGAAUUUAUAACAUUGCAACCAAACCCCAGAAAUUACGCCGAGUUUUACGAUAAAAGGUUAUUAAAUUUAGCAACUUGUCCAAACAAUGGUGAAAGAAGGGAUAAUUGUCAAUGUGACACCAUAGGAAAGGGAAGAUCCGGUUUGACAACUUUUUGGAAGGUUAGAGUCAACAUUACCACCCUUAAAAUUAUAGAGGACGAUUUUACAUUCUCGAACAGCAUUAAAGGCACUAGUAUUCCGUACGGUUCUUCGGGAGAUUGCUACAGUUCCUUAAGAGGUUGUCCACAAGGGAGGUUUUCCAUAGAUUUAACUUUGACGUCAUUUAAACUUGCCCGUGACGUGGAGUGGGUCAACAUAGGAAGCAAUGCCACAUCGCGUAUAUACAUUAAUAACGAAAAAACCAUCGUGGAAGGAAAAUGCGGUGGUUACUGCGGAAAUUGCGUUCCCAACCCACAAACCGGUCUAAAAGUCGAGGUGACUUAACAAUAACGAAAAAAAAAUAAAUAGAACUCAGCAUUUUAAACGGAAAACAAGCUUUAAUAAUUCAGUAUUAUGCCAUACUAUAUUUAAAAAAACAACUGCCCAUCGUGUAGGAUGACUUAAAAAAUUCGAUGUAUGGUAAUGCGUCGCAAUAGUGCGCAACCUUGCGCAACCUUGCCCCACCUUACCUUACCGUACGUUUUUUAGUAGUGCAAUUUAGUUUAGCUCUGUUUAGUUGUAGAAUAAUACCUAACUAAAAUUUGAGAUUCAUGACAACCGACUAACUGCGUAAAGUGCACUUUUUCCAUGACGUUUCAUGAAAAAUAUUUGUGCUCGACAUAUACGGUAAAGUAGGUAGUUAUCGGACAUUUUAUAGUUAUUGGACAUCUAACAUUAAUACUGUCUAUAAAUAGUUACCUUAAAGUCAAAUACUUUGGUGGUAAGAUUUUUGUUUUUUUGUUAAGAGCAGGGCUGUGUCUAAAUUACAAUAAAAAAUAUUUCUAAAAAAUGUACAGAUCAGUGUGUGGUAUAAAUGGUUCCUCACGGUUUAAAAAUUGUCACUUUAAUGCGUUUUAAUUUUAAUUCUGAAAACAAACAGUAAAAUGGCCAGUGUCCAAUUACUGGUUGGUAAAAAAUGUAAAUUUCUUUUAUUGGACGUAUGUCCAAUAUCAUACUCUAUUUGUAUUCCGGACAUUAACCAGCCAAUUCUUAUGUAAAAUUGUCCCCUGAAUCCGAAAAGACCGUCAAAAACUAUAAAAGUUAAGCAGUUUUUGAGAUAUAGUCUAUUCCAUAUUAAAUGUAAAAUUGAUUAUGUUUCAAAAACUGUUUUACUUUUAUAACUUUUGACGACAUUUUCGGAUUCAGCGAAUAAUAUUUCAUAGGAAUUGACUGCUAAAUGUCCCGGAUACAAAUUGCUGUUGACGAGAAUUAUUAGUGGCUGCUUUUUCGCUGUGACAUUUUUGACUAAUUCAUUUUUAGAGAGUGAUUUCUUUGUCACAGGACAUCUUGCAGAAUAACAGUGCAUGAUAGAGAACAUAAAAACUAAUGGCAACAAAAUUAAUAAAUUCGGAAAAUACUUUUAACAUACCACCCGAAAAAAUAUUGGAUAUAAAUAAAUCAUCCUGUUCCGGCCUAAACAUUAUAAAUGCUUCACAAACUAGAGAUACCACACUUAAUGAUAUUUGCAACAAACUAUUUCAGAAGUCAGACCAAGGAAUUAGUAGUUUCAGAAUCCAGAAAAGGGAUGAGGAAUCCAAAAAUGUCCAAUAACUAUGGUCCAUGUGUCCAAUUACUAUAUAAAAUGUCCAAUUACUAUACUUUAUACCUCUAUAAUAAAAAAAAUCAUCCCAAUGUAAUUUUUCCAUGACAUUUCCUCGUUACCUCAGCGUUUGCGGAAUAUUCUUAGUUUUCUAUUGCAUUUUUCGUAACUAAAGGCUUGUUUUCACAAUAAUAUACUGCCAAACAUUUGUACAAACUAUCAUAAUUUAUCUUUAAAAAAAGCAAUGCUUUCUGGUAAAAACAGCGUACGAAAUGUGCACUACUACAACUCCGUGUCUGAGCUGACAAAUGUAGUUUUCUUACUGCCUGCUUUUCCGAUUGGUGCACAUAACGUACGUUGUUUUUGAUAGAAGUAAUUAUAAGGGUAAUGCUCUUUAUAUCUCAUAUUGAGACCUUAAAUGUACAGUACCGUAGUAGAGGGGUUAUAUUUUUUAAAUUAAUUCAGAAGCUUUAUCCGUAUGUAUAGCGCCGAUUUGUAAGUAAAAUAACAAUUUUUCGAAAGCGACUUUCAGAAAAUGAACGAUGUGUUCUUAAAUUUUUCGUAUUACGAACCUAACUGCCAAUUUUCUGCGAGUCUGUCUUUUUGAAGUAAAAUGUAUAUUAUUUAUUUUUCCUUACUGCCUGAUUGUUUUUUAAUUGUAUAAUCUUAUUUAUUUUUUAACUAAUAAGUAGAUAACUUAUUUUUGUAAGUAAAGUAAUAGUUAAGGUUUAAUUUUUACUAUCUAUCGAAAGACUGUCUUAAAACUUAUUUUAAUACUCAAUAAUUUUUAAAAAAGCUGGUAUUUAUUCAAAAUUUAUUAUUUAUUGUAAUUUUUGUUAUUGUGAAAUUAUAAAUUUUCUAUGUAA
Molecule: messenger RNA, 7722 nt
Organism: Brassicogethes aeneus
Lineage: Eukaryota; Metazoa; Arthropoda; Insecta; Coleoptera; Nitidulidae
Source: the annotation of a GenBank genome assembly